Messenger RNA from Ambispora gerdemannii, 474 nucleotides. NCBI's taxonomy places the organism in Eukaryota, Fungi, Glomeromycota, Glomeromycetes, Archaeosporales, Ambisporaceae. The record is from the annotation of a GenBank genome assembly.
AUGAAUUCGCAUCAAGAUAUUAAAGAAACACAAGAACUAAAUGACCUUGAGGAACUAUAUACCGUAUUUUAUGCCAUAAAAGAUCCUGGUCCAUAUGCGAAGGAUAAAAACAUAACAGAGGCCGUUAUCAAAUGGCUCAAUCGCAAAGGAAUGACACAACCACAAUUAUAUCGAUUACUCAGUAAACAGGCUGACGAUGCAACUUAUGCGUGUAUUCUAGGACUCCUUUACCAUUAUGGUAUUGGUGUCCAAGUUGACCAUUCGAUGGCAUUUGUGUGUUAUGGAUACGCUGCUGAAUCCAGCAACGACGCGUUUGCGCAAAAUCAAGCAUAUAAUAAUGGCAACUUGAGUUCAACUCAGCGACUCGUUCAUUGUCAUCGAAAUGGCGACGGAACUCCCCGUGAUCCGCACAAAGCUUUAUACUUGGCAAAAAAAGACCCAAAUAUUUUUCGUUCGAUUUUGUCAGCGUGGUGA